Molecule: messenger RNA, 3622 nt
Organism: Micropterus dolomieu (smallmouth bass)
Lineage: Eukaryota; Metazoa; Chordata; Actinopteri; Centrarchiformes; Centrarchidae
Gene: gaa
Product: alpha glucosidase
Exons: 19
Coding region: 446-3271 (941 amino acids)
Biological process (GO): glycogen catabolic process; lysosome organization
Cellular component (GO): lysosomal membrane
Molecular function (GO): carbohydrate binding; alpha-1,4-glucosidase activity
Source: RefSeq, a predicted model, not a curated record
GCAACAUUUUGGAUGGCAACCGCCGUAAAACCACAAAGAAGAAGCACUUUUGUCCCAGUGUGCUUGCCCUAGUUUAAUGUUCGACCGCACUUUGCCUUGUCUUAAGGAAGACGUUAUGCAGUCUUCACUCAAAUUCAGCUUAUUCUGCUGCUUUGCAACACAACUAUUUUUCUGUCACUGCUUGCACGUAAUUUGUGUGGAGGGAAAUGCUAAGAAAUACCUCCGACCCUGAAUAGCUUGAUAGCUAACUGCUAACUAAUUCAGCUGUCAAUGACACUUGGGCAGUGAAACACGGUUCAGCGUGCACAAAAUGAACAAACUGUGAGUGGCUAUUGAUUCUCCGUUAGCUAUUUAUUCACUACUGCGCUCUGUGAAACGUACAACGCACUCUGCUAUUGAAUAUUUACACCAUAAGAAGCACAAGGCGUGUGUAACGUUAUCUCUGAUGAGGGUAAUGGGGCUGCUGUCUAACUUUACUGUAGCUGUGCUCCUCCUCGCCUCUGCUUUGACAGUAUGUUUGUACAUCGACCACUUGUUCAUGAACCAUGAAAACAGACUUGUUAGAUCAGUCUAUGCUAAGCAACACAAAACUACAGCACACGAAAGACUUGUUAAUAAUAAUCCAGCAAAACCACAGAACAAUUCAGUGGAGACCAAAGGAGGCCACCCAGAAAGCUCCCAUGAGACUGACAUUUCCAGAGACAGUAAAUGUAUCAUGGCCCCAGACAGUCGGUUUGACUGUGGCAGGGACAGGGUUCUCAGCCAGACAGAGUGUGAAGAGAGGGGAUGCUGCUACGUCCCUCUGCCUGACUCUGCAGGACCACCUUGGUGCUUCUACCCCAGUUUGUACCCUGGCUAUAAAAUGGGUCCCUUCACACCCACCACGCGAGGCCAGGCUGCCACCCUGACUCGUGCCACCCCCUCCUAUCUCCCCAGAGAUAUCUCUAUGCUACACAUAGAAGUCAUAGAAGAGACUGCAGGCUGCUUACACCUCACUUUAAAGGACCCAACAUUUCAGCGGUAUGAAGUUGAGCUCCCAGCUGGUGUUCAUCAGAGCAGAGCUGAUACCCAAGAUGCCUUCUACACCACCGAAUACCGGUCUGACCCGUUUGGCUUCAUAGUGCGGCGAAAAUCCAAUGGCAGGGUGAUUAUGAAUACCACCGUUGCUCCUCUGCUGUUUGCUGACCAGUACCUGCAGCUAUCCACCACACUGGCCUCUUCCCUUGUGUCUGGGCUUGGGGAGCAUUACACCUCCCUCCUUCUGGACCUUAACUGGACAACACUGACUCUCUGGAACAGAGACAUGGCGCCUCAUGCUGAUGCUAACCUCUAUGGCUCCCACCCAUUCUACAUAAUACAGGAGGAGGAUGGCUUGGCACACGGAGUUUUCCUUCUCAACAGCAAUGCAAUCGAGGUGAUGUUGCAACCGACCCCCGCUCUCACCUGGGUGGCUAUCGGUGGAAUCCUGGACCUGUACGUUUUCUUAGGUCCUGACCCUCAAAGUGUUACACGACAGUACCUCCAGGUCAUUGGCUAUCCUAUGAUGCCUCCCUAUUGGUCACUGGGCUUUCAUCUGUGUCGCUGGGGUUACACAACCUCAAAUACAACCCGGCAUGUGGCACAAUGCAUGCACAAUGCAAAAUUUCCCAUGGAUGUGCAGUGGAAUGAUCUGGACUAUGCAAAUAAGCGCAGGGUAUUCACCUUUGACCCCUGGCGAUUCGGGGACCUCCCAGUUCUGGUGGAGGAGUUCCAUAAGACAGGCAUGAAGUACAUCCUUAUCCUGGACCCAGGGAUUAGCAGCACCAGCCCUCCUGGAACUUACUCUCCCUUUGAUGAUGGACUGAAACGAGAUGUCUUCAUUAAAAAUGCUACAGGACACAUCCUGAUAGGGCAGGUUUGGCCCGGCCCAACAGCCUUCCCCGACUUCACCAACCCAGAGACCAGACGCUGGUGGGAGGACUGCAUCAGAGAUUUUCAUUCUAAAGUUCCUGUGGAUGGUCUGUGGAUUGAUAUGAAUGAACCAGCCAGUUUUGUGCAGGGCUCAGUGGAGGGCUGUCCUGACAGUGAUCUUGAGAACCCGCCUUACACACCCAGGGUGGUUGGAGGCCAGCUGAACUCAGGAACUCUUUGUAUGUCAGCUCAGCAGAAGCUGUCCACUCACUACAACCUGCACAACAUGUACGGACUGACAGAAGCCUAUGCGACACACAGCGCUCUUAUGAAGGUGCGAGGAAAGAGACCCUUCGUCCUCUCUCGCUCCUCCUACCCUGGCAUCGGCCGAUUCUCUGGAGUUUGGACAGGAGACGUCAGGAGCACCUGGGAGCAGCUACGAUACUCCAUCCCUGCGGUACUGCAGUUCAGCCUGUUCGGGGUGCCCCUUGUGGGGGCGGACAUCUGUGGCUUUGGAGGCAACACCACCGAGGAGUUGUGUGUGCGAUGGAUGCAGCUCGGGGCCUUCUACCCAUUUAUGAGAAACCACAAUGACAAGCCGAAUGCUCCUCAGGAGCCCUAUAUCUUUGGGCAGAAGGCCCAGGCAGCCAUGCGGAGUGCACUGAACCUUCGUUACUCCCUUCUCCCGUUCCUCUACACACUCUUCCAUCAUGCACACACUUCAGCUGACACUGUGGCCAGGCCUCUCUUCAUGGAGUUUCCCACUGACCCUAACUCACAGUCCAUAGACCGACAGUUCCUGUGGGGGAGUUCACUUCUUAUUAGCCCAGUCUUAGAGCAAGGGGCAGUAGAGCUGGCCGCUUACCUGCCCCCUGGCACUUGGUAUAGCCUGCAUAAUGGUCAGCCUUUCUACAGUAAGGGUCAGUACCUGCUCCUGCCAGCCCCUCUGGACACCAUCAACGUACACGUGCGAGAGGGACACAUUAUCCCCCGGCAGGAGCCCGCUUUGACAACCACAGCCUCACGCAGAAACCCUUUGUUCUUGACGGUGGCACUGUCAGCAGGAGGCUGGGCCCGGGGCCACUUGUUCUGGGAUGACGGGGACAGUCUUGACACCUUUGAAAUGGGAAAUUACUGUUACAUUAUCUUCAUUGCUGGACAGUCUCAGGUGGUGAGUGAUCCUCUCAGGCUGAAUGGGGCCCUGGACGGUCUGGUACUGGGAGGGCUGCAAGUGUUCGGGGUGCCGUCACCACCUCUAUAUGUAUUAGCCAAUGGGGACAAAGUCAGGGAUUUCACGUACCGCACUGACACCAAGGUUUUGACAGUGACCAGCCUGGCCUUGCCCAUGUCAGAGGUGUUUACAGUGCAGUGGGCUUUCUGAUGCACUGAACACUGAAUCCCAGAAACCCUUGCAUUUUUCACUGCUGCCAAAAACACCAGCUGAUUUCCUUGAGCCGUCCCAACAAUCCUUCGUGAUGCACCUCACGCUUGCUCUGCCCUUUUUGUCGAAAUUGGAAAUUAGUACCUUAUAAGGAGCAGGUUUUUUAAAAUGUGAUGAGAUUGUUUGAUCUCAUCCCAUUUUAAAAAUCAUUUUGAUGUGUCAGGUUUUCUUGCUAAUUGUUGCUGCUAACUGCUACACUGAAUCAAGACACCUGUUUAUAUUUCUUUGUAUUUUUUAAACAUGUUUAUAUAUUUGUUACUGAAGAGCAUUACAAAUAAAAAUGAGACUGAU